UGCUAUUUAUUGUUGGGUUCAUGGUAUGUUGCUUGUUAUACUCUUAUUUUACUUUCUUAUGUGCAGAUGUAUAAAGGUGCAGCUGCGAUAUUAGAGGACUUGGAAACUUAUCCUCUGAAUGAUGCUGCUGAAACGGUGAAUGAAAUCGGAUCAUCUAUUGGAGGAAUAAUGGGAGGAACAGGCGGGAUCAUAUAUAGUAUAUUUUGUAAGGCAUUUUACGCACAAUUAAAAACAAGCACCCGGUCAGAUGUCACAGCAAAGAAAUGGGCUGAAGCACUCGAAGCUGCUAUUGCCGCAGUUAGUAAAUAUGGGGGAGCCAGUGCUGGCUAUCGCACAUUGUUAGAUGCCUUAAUUCCAACUUCAACAGUUCUCCAGGAGAAGUUAAAUGCUGGGGAAGACUCUGUUACUUCUUUUCUCCUUUCAUCCGAAGCAGCUUUGGCUGGGGCUGAGUCAACCAUACACAUGCAGGCACAGGCCGGCCGAUCAACCUAUGUGCCCGGGGAGAUACUUGCAUCGGUUCCAGAUCCAGGAGCAAUGGCUGCAGCAUCAUGGUAUAGAGCAGCAGCUUUAGCUAUUAAGGAUAAAUGCCAGCCUUCGUGAUUAUGUAUACGCCCUGCCCCUUAUGCGUCGAUGAUCAAUUCGUGCUCCUUUUUUGGCUGCAGAUCAACCAACAAAAUCCUUUUCUUUUUCUUCUUUUAUUUUUGCUCUUUGUCAUUUAUAAUUUAUGGUCUUAACAAUUUUAAGCUUUCUUCUUUUCUUCUUUGCUCUUUGCUCUUUGUCAUUAUGUCUUCAUGUGGUUUAAUGAUUAUUUGUAUUGAUUUUAUUUAUUUAUUUCAAUAUGCCUUUAGAUUUUGGAUAUGUUUUCACACGCAUCUCGAUCUUCUAUUGUUGUUCUCUUAGAUCCUGAAAUUUUACAUUCUUCUUGUAAAGAGAGCCAGAGAGCGGCUAAAAGGACAAAGGUUUCCAAGCAUGCUGUCAUAAAUACGAUUUGUAAUGGCAAUAAUGCACCAUCAAAGAAGCAUGGUAUGGGUAAAGGUUUAAU
Molecule: messenger RNA, 1042 nt
Organism: Humulus lupulus (European hop)
Lineage: Eukaryota; Viridiplantae; Streptophyta; Magnoliopsida; Rosales; Cannabaceae
Product: putative 3,4-dihydroxy-2-butanone kinase
Exons: 7
Coding region: 67-600 (177 amino acids)
Biological process (GO): glycerol catabolic process
Cellular component (GO): cytosol
Molecular function (GO): glycerone kinase activity
Source: RefSeq, a predicted model, not a curated record